GCUCUACGCCGCUGCGCUUCAAAAUGGCGGCGCCCAGCGUGGGGGAAGAGCCGGGCGGCAGUAGCGGCGGCUUCGGGCCGUGGCUGUCGGGGCGGCUGGAGGCACUGGGGCUGGACCGGGCCGUGUACGGCGCCUAUAUUGAGGGGCUGCUGCGGGAGGAGGAGAGCGACGAGGAGCGGCUGGAUGCGUUGCGCGGGGUGCUGGCCGCCUGCCUGGAAGAAGACCUAUUACAACAUGCUUGCAAGGAAAUAGUCAAGAAAUGGUCUGAAUCUCAGAUUGUUGAAGCCAAAGAGAAAAAAGAAGAUGAGAUCCAGGCAAUUGCCAGUAUGAUUGAAAAGCAGGCCCAGAUUGUGGUGAAGCCGAAGGAAGUUUCCCAGGAAGAAAAACAGAGGAAAGCUGCCCUCCUAGCUCAGUAUGCCAAUGUAACAGAUGAGGAAGAUGGAGAGGAUGAACAGAAUGGCUCCAUCGCAGCAGCAUUGCCCAUUGGGUCAGACAAAUCUUUGUUUCGGAACACAAACAUGGAAGAUGUCAUGAACGCAAGGAAGCUGGAGAGAGAGCUUCUGCGAGAUGAGUGCCAGAAGAAGAAAGAGCAAGACAGGCUCCAGCGAGAGAAGGACAAGCUAGCUAAGCAGGAACGGAAAGAGAAGGAAAAGAAAAGGACACAGAAGGGAGAAAGGAAGCGAUAGCUGUGGUUUUUCCCAUUGGACUUUUUCAGAGGAUAAAAAUGAAUUCUGCAUAUCGUGUGUGUUCUAAAAUGGCAACAGCAGCUCGGGGCAGGCAGCUGGCAAGCAGGUCUUUGGAAGCAUUUCCUCUUUUGUUUACACAGCAAAAAGAAAUUGCAAACAAUUUUUCAACUGAAAAUGUGCCAUGUGCGUGUGGUGUGAAAUGUGCCGGUAGAUUGUUGUGGCCAAUGUCUGUACCAAAGAACUGUGAAGUGACUACCUUCUCUCUUCAAAUCAUUCAUUUUACUUGGAAUGAGGUGUAGGAGGGGCUUCCAAAAUGUCUGCAGCUUUGCACUGCCCUCAGACCUGCAGCAAUGGCAUGUUACUUUACUUGAAGUGUAAGCAAAGCCCUGGUUUCUGAGGUGCAGCUGAAGGCAAGCUUCUGUGGGCUGAACAUGAACUUGAUGUAGCCUUGCAAAAUUUGGCUUAACUGGGGCAAACAGUGUUUUUCUUGGAAAGUGAAUAAAACCUGAGGUUUUUUUUUAUCAUGGUUGGAGUUAGUGGCUAAUACUUAUGCGGAGCCGGUAGAUAUUCACCUUAAUUCUGCAAGAGCCCUAUGAAAUAUAGGGCCAAGAAACACUAACUUGCUGCUGUUUCACAAGGGGUUCCUCUGUCCUGGGGUAGUGCCAUAGUACUCUGUAUAUUGUGCAGAGUGGCAAUAGAAAUGUUGAGGCUUGACCCCAGUAGCCUGAAGAACAGAGAUCUUUCUGGGACUGAGAUGGGUAGUGUAGGUUUUAUUGUGUAUGAAAUUGUUUCAUGGGUUUUGUUUACACUUAAGGAUUUUUUUCUAACCUCUCCAGGGUGGUUGGAACAGAAAGGGACAGUGUAAUAUAUAAUAUAUAUUCUAAGUGAUGGUGGGCUGCAAGCACCUGGUCUGUACUCAGUACUACUGGUGCAGCUGCACCAGCAGAAACAUCUUGGUGCAGAUGCAGCCUUGGAGCAGAGAAAUGUUAGCAGAUACAUCUGAACAAAUGGAUGGCUAGUGAUCUGUGCUCUUAUGGCCUUUCCUUUCAAACUACUAGGCCUCUGCAAAAAGAAACACUAGUCUUCCCAAGUUCUGUUUACCUGCAUUGCUCGUCACAGUGGCUUGGGAUGAACAAUUAAUGUGUGCAUCAGCCAUAUUUAAUGGUAGUAUACGCUUUCUGCUAUGUCAGAGCAUAAUGCACAUGCAAGACUUUUCUGACACCAGGCAGCUACUGAAUCUGAGUGAUUUCCACACAAAUCUACUGAAGGUCAGUGCAUUCUAUUCAGCAAGCUGUUGAGAGUGCAAAUACUGGAUUGCUUUACCUUUUGAUUCAGAUAAUAAAAGUGUUUGGGCCAAGAA
Messenger RNA from Gavialis gangeticus (Gharial), 2046 nucleotides. RefSeq names its product coiled-coil domain containing 43 (gene CCDC43). The transcript is spliced from 5 exons. Lineage: Eukaryota; Metazoa; Chordata; Crocodylia; Gavialidae. The record is from RefSeq and is a predicted model, not a curated record. The coding region runs from base 24 to 686 and encodes 220 amino acids.